Striga hermonthica is the source of this 2838-nucleotide messenger RNA. NCBI's taxonomy places the organism in Eukaryota, Viridiplantae, Streptophyta, Magnoliopsida, Lamiales, Orobanchaceae. The record is from the annotation of a GenBank genome assembly.
AUGUCUACCGCAGCAAAAGCUCUAGAACCUGCUUUUCAGGGAGCGGGUCAGAAAGUAGGGACAGAGAUUUGGAGAAUUGAGAACUUCCAACCUGUUCCUUUGCCAAAAUCUGACUAUGGUAAAUUCUACUCUGGAGAUUCUUAUAUUAUUCUUCAGACUAGUCCUGGCAAGGGAGGUGCUUAUCUUUUUGACAUUCACUUCUGGCUUGGAAAGGAUACUAGCCAGGAUGAAGCUGGAACUGCUGCUAUCAAAACUGUUGAACUUGAUGCGAUUCUUGGUGGCCGUGCUGUGCAAUAUAGAGAAUUACAAGGGCACGAGUCUGACAAAUUUUUGUCAUAUUUUAAACCAUGUAUCAUACCUCUCGAAGGUGGUGUUGCAUCUGGAUUUAAGAAACCUGAAGAAGAAGAGUUCGAGACGCGGUUAUAUAUUUGUAGAGGAAAACGGAAUGUUAGAUUGAAGCAGGUCCCAUUUAUUCGGUCCUCUCUGAAUCAUGACGAUGUUUUUAUUCUCGACACUAAAGAAAAGAUAUAUCAGUUCAAUGGUGCAAACUCCAAUAUCCAGGAGAGGGCAAAGGCUUUAGAAGUAAUUCAAUAUUUGAAGGAGAAGUAUCAUGAAGGAAAGUGUAAUGUUGCCAUUGUUGACGAUGGGAAAUUACAAGCCGAGACAGAUUCUGGUGAAUUUUGGGUUCUCUUUGGUGGAUUUGCCCCAAUCGGUAAGAAGGUUGCUACUGAAGAUGAUAUCAUUCCGGAGAAAACCCCUGCCCAGCUCUACAGCAUUAUUGAUGUUCAAGUCAAAACUGUAGAUAGCGAACUUUCCAAGUCACUUCUCGAAAACAACAAAUGCUAUUUAUUGGAUUGUGGUGCCGAAGUAUUUGUUUGGGUUGGCCGGGUAACUCAAGUCGAGGAGAGGAAAAGUGCCGUUCAAGCAGCAGAGGAUUUUGUGGCUAGCCAAGGUAGACCAAAAGCAACACGUAUAACUCGAAUUAUUCAAGGUUACGAAACGCAUUCGUUCAAGUCCAACUUCGAUUCUUGGCCAUUAGGAUCAGCUCCUGUUGCCGAAGAGGGAAGGGGAAAAGUGGCUGCUCUACUGAAGCAGCAAGGUGGUGUUAUGAAGGGAGCAAGUAAAAGUGCUCCAGUACAUGAAGAUGUUCCUCCUUUGCUUGAAGGAGGUGGAAAAACAGAGGUUUGGCGCAUAGAUGGUAGUGCUAAGACCCCAGUGUCUAGUGAAGAUAUCGGUAAAUUUUACAGUGGGGAUUGCUAUAUUGUGCUCUACACUUAUCAUUCUCACGAAAGAAAAGAAGAUUACUAUUUGUGUUAUUGGAUUGGUAAAGACAGCAUUGAGGAGGACAAAAAUACUGCUGCUAAAUUGUCGGCUACAAUGUAUAACUCACUGAAGGGGAAGCCAGUACUGGGUCGUGUGUUUCAAGGCAAAGAGCCCCCACAGUUUGUUGCAAUUUUUCAGCCUAUGGUUGUCCUUAAGGGUGGACUGAGCUCUGGUUACAAGAAUUAUAUAGCAGAUAAAGGUUUAAAUGACGAGACUUACGCUGCCGAUAGUGUUGCACUUAUCCGAAUAUCAGGAACUUCACUGCAUAACAACAAAGCUGUUCAAGUAGAAGCUGUGGCAACAUCAUUGAAUACAUAUGAAUGUUUUCUGCUGCAAUCUGGAUCUUCAGUGUUCAGUUGGCAUGGUAAUCAAGGCUCGUUUGAACAGCAACAGUUAGCAACAAAAGUUGCCGAAUUUCUAAAGCCUGGGUCCACUGUCAAACACACUAAAGAAGGAACUGAGAGCUCGUCUUUCUGGUUUGCACUCGGAGGAAAACUAAGUUACACCAGUAAGAAAGUUUCUUCCGAGGUUGUCCGAGAUCCCCACUUGUUUGCAGUUUCCUUUAAUAAAGGUGGCACUUGCUUUUCCAUUUUUUUUUUUUUGGUAGUGGAAGAAGUGUACAAUUUCUCUCAAGAUGACCUCUUGACAGAGGAUAUAUUGAUACUCGACACACAUGCCGAAGUGUUUAUUUGGGUCGGCCAAUCAGUGGACUCCAAAGAAAAGCAAAAUGCGUUUGAAAUCGGGCAGAAAUACAUUAGGAUGGCUGCUUCACUUGAAGGGUUACCGCCAAAUAUCCCGUUAUACAAAGUCACGGAAGGAAACGAACCGUGCUUUUUCACCUCAUAUUUUUCAUGGGAUCAUGCUAAAGCUAAUGCACAUGGGAACUCUUUCCAGAAAAAGGUCAUGCUACUCUUUGGUGCUGGUCAUUCUGUAGAGGAGAGAUCCAAUGGCUCUAAUCAAGGGGGACCCACUCAAAGGGCUUCGGCUUUGGCUGCAUUAAACUCGGCAUUCAGUUCAUCACCUUCCCCGAAAGCUGGCUCGGGCCCGCGCUCGGGUGGGAAAACCGGGGCUUCACAGAGAGCAGCUGCAGUGGCUGCGCUGUCUUCUGUUUUGACUGCCGAAAAGAAGGGUUCGCCAGACGUGUCUCCAGCACGGUCCAGGCGGGCCCCACCUCUAGAAGCAGGCUCUCCUGCUUCUGCGAAAAGUGAGGAUUCUUUCGAUAUCGAGGAAAACAAAGAAGUCUCGAAAGUAGUUGAGCCUGCACCAGAGACUAAUGGGGAGGAUGAAGAGGCUAACCGGGAUGAAUAUGCCUCUGAAGAUACUCAGAGUACGUUUAGUUACGAGCAGUUGAAGUCCAAAUCUGAAAAUCCUGUUACGGGUAUCGAUUUUAAGCGCAGAGAGGCGUACCUUUCGGACGAGGAGUUCAAGUCUGUGCUGGGAAUGACUAAAGAAGCAUUCUACAAGCUGCCAAAGUGGAAGCAAGACAUGCUUAAAAGGAAAGUCGAUCUCUUCUAG